This is a messenger RNA of Hippocampus zosterae (dwarf seahorse), 1600 nucleotides long. Its product is annotated as signal-transducing adaptor protein 1-like. The record is from RefSeq and is a predicted model, not a curated record. Lineage: Eukaryota; Metazoa; Chordata; Actinopteri; Syngnathiformes; Syngnathidae. The transcript has 12 exons. Gene Ontology annotation, molecular function: signaling adaptor activity. Bases 154 to 1278 code for a protein of 374 amino acids.
UGUGUCCACACACAUACACACGUACUGUGGACCAAUCGCAUGUCAAAGAGCAAACUAUAUCUUUGCCUCUCUCGGGAGCCAGGCUCUUAGUCAGAACGAGGACAUGCUUUUGUGUUGAUCUGUGAGUAAGGUGCUGAAGAGUCGACAUUUACCAUGAACAGGCGACAAGGGCGGCCCUUCAGCAUGAUGCCACAUUGCUAUUAUGAAGGCUAUCUGGAGAAGAGGUCCUUUAAAGACAAGAAAUCUCGCAGACUGUGGACUUGUCUGUGCGGCAACAGGCUUUACUUCUUCAACGACAAGAGGGACACUGACUACAUUGAAAAGAUGGAUCUCACCGGGCCCAUCACGAUAACAGACGACAAUACUGUGGAUUGCAAUUUGGACGCAGCCAAACUGAACCUCCAGACUAAAGACAGCGACAUCAAAUUCUCUGCUCCGAAUGCAGAAGCUCGAGAGCUGUGGAAGGGCUUCAUUCAAUCGGUGUCUGAGCUGUCGGUGCCAUCGAUGCUGAACCUGUUGCCAGGCCAGAUGCUUAUGCUAGAAGAAGUGGUGAAAAAGGAAAAGGAGAGACUCCGAAAUGUCCAACAAUCUUCUCUCAGUAUAGAUGUGGAGCUCGCAAAGGAAAUGCCAGACUGUUUCCACCCGGUGUCCCGCACGGAAGCGGAGCUUCUUCUGGAGCGACAGUUCACCCGAGGAAAUCUACUUUUGAGGCCCAACAGGAAUGGCACCGGCUUCGCAGUCAGCACCAGGGAAGAGAUGAAUGGGCCCAUCUUCAAACAUUACCUCGUGAGCCGCAAGCAAGACAACAGCUUCACCAUCGAAGUGGACACUCCUGUCGCAUGUGCCUCGUUGCACGACGUUGUCGUUUACUUCUCGGAAGCAACAGAAGGAGCUCUGAUGCCUCUGGCUCGGGAGGAAACCUACGAGCAAAAUAUCUCUUACAUUGGCUUGGAUAAUGAAAAUGGAGAGAAGAUGGUGCGCGGAGCCUCCAUGCACCUUACGCUGCCAACUCAACAGCCCAAACCAGCUUUGCCGAGUGAAGACAGGGAGGAAAAUGUCUACAUGAAUAACAGUCAGCCCGAGAGCAAAACGGCCGAGAAAUCGCAGAAAACUCCGACGCCCGCCCCUCGCAAAUUCCCGCCGCCUCCCUCGCCGGCCGCCGCCAACAGGUCCACGCACACCACGGAGCCGAGAUGCAAGACCCACCUGGACAAUCAUGGCCAGACCAUAUCGGAACUCCGGCUGAGGUUCGAGAAGAAGGCCAAGUGUGCCGACUGACCAUGCGCCAGCCUCGCAACCAAUCAAUGUGAACGUCUUUUGACGACAUGCGUGUCACCAUGACGCCCUGCUGCACUUUCCUUACUUCCCUUGGACACUCCAUUGCAAAUGUGCUGAGGACAUUUAGCAUUUCGGUGGGCCACUGUCAGCAUCCGUUGCAUGUCUACAAGCUGCUGGCAGUCCGGUUUUGACAUGAAUUGUACAUAAAGUGACUGUGACAGUGGGCACAGAUGUAAAUAGAGCCCAAAUGUGAUAUGAUUAUGGUUUUCUACUGAAUGUAUAUUUUUGGACUUGACGUCAAUAAACAUUAAUAAUAUUGUGA